Molecule: messenger RNA, 5308 nt
Organism: Homalodisca vitripennis (glassy-winged sharpshooter)
Lineage: Eukaryota; Metazoa; Arthropoda; Insecta; Hemiptera; Cicadellidae
Gene: Chsy
Product: chondroitin sulfate synthase 1
Cellular component (GO): Golgi cisterna membrane
Molecular function (GO): glucuronosyl-N-acetylgalactosaminyl-proteoglycan 4-beta-N-acetylgalactosaminyltransferase activity
Source: RefSeq, a predicted model, not a curated record
CUGUCUCGUCCGGCCGCCAAACCAGUCCGACUUGAGUCCCGUUCCGUGUCGGAAGGUCGCGUAGCGUCCUGGUCGUUUACCUGUCGUGUUUAUUGUGCUAUAUUUUUUUACCGGCAGGUUGGCAUUAUUUACGAUUAUGCGGUCAUAACAGCUGAUCGCUCGGUGUGGUGAAAAAUUGACAGACCACUGUGUGACUAAGUUAUCAGCUGUUUUAUUUCAUUUAUUUUUACAGAGAGGGAAUGAGGAAGCGUCGCCAUGUCUACCCUGACCGGCGGCAGGGCAGCUGGAUGUGACCAGAGGCGCCAUGUCUCGACGGCGACGGAUGGUCCAGUCUCUGAUCGGAGCGAUGUUGGGCCUCGCCACGGGACUUUUCCUGCUCUCAAGCGACGGUCCUUGCUUUCGGGAGGAGGAGUUCCUGAUGAAGGUAGUGCCCGAAGUAGAAGAAGAAGCGUCUUCUAUAGUCGGUCUCGACCCUUCGGCGUUCCCGAAUAACAGCCAGAAGAGCCUGAUCUUCGUCGGGGUGAUGACGGCGGAGAAGUAUUUGCCAACGAGGGCCGUCGCUGUUUACGAAACUUGGGGGAGAACGGUACCGGGCAAGAUCGCCUUCUUCUCCUCCGAAGUCUCAAAGAGGCCGAAGGACUGUCCCGAUUUGCCUCUGGUCAGUUUGAAAACAGUGGACGACUCGUAUCCACCCCAGAAAAAGUCCUUUUUGAUGCUGAAAUACAUGUGGGACAACUUCGGAGACCGAUUCGAAUGGUUUUUCCGCGCCGACGACGACGUCUAUGUCAGAACCGAGAGGCUCGAGUACUUCUUGAGAUCAUUGGACUCCCGGAAACCAUAUUUCUUGGGACAGGCCGGAAAAGGAAACCAGGAAGAGUUCGGGCUCCUCAGUUUGGAGUAUGACGAGAACUUCUGCAUGGGAGGGCCUGGGAUGAUUAUGAGCAGAGAGACUUUGUCCAGGAUCGCUCCUCACAUUCAGACGUGUCUGCAGAACCUCUUCACCACUCAUGAGGAUGUGGAAGUGGGCAGAUGUGUCCAGAGGUUUGCUGGGAUCCCGUGCACCUGGGCGUAUGAUAUGGUGAACGUGUUCUAUCACAACUAUACGGAGAAGACAGCCUUCACGGGGCCUCUCAAGUCCAAGAGUGUACAUGAUGCUGUCACCCUUCACCCCAUCAAACAACCGCAGUACAUGUAUCGGCUGCACAAUUACAUCCAGAGUUUACGAGUGCGAGAUCUUCUUCAGCAGAGGGUGGGACUGUACAGAGAGUUGGUGUACAUGGCAUCUCUAGUCAACAAGUCUGUGGAUAGAGUGUUGCCGAGUAGAUCUGCCAUACUAGCAGAGUUACCUAUGUUACAGAGUUUACGAGUGCGAGAUCUUCUUCAGCAGAGGGUGGGACUGUACAGAGAGUUGGUGUACAUGGCAUCUCUAGUCAACAAGUCUGUGGAUAGAGUGUUGCCGAGUAGAUCUGCCAUACUAGCAGAGUUACCUAUGUUACAGAGUUUACGAGUGCGAGAUCUUCUUCAGCAGAGGGUGGGACUGUACAGAGAGUUGGUGUACAUGGCAUCACUAGUCAACAAGUCUGUGGAUAGAGUGUUGCAGAGCAAGUUUGCCGUACUAGCAGAGUUAUCUAUGUUACAGAGUUUACGAGUGCGAGAUCUUCUUCAGCAGAGGGUGGGACUGUACAGAGAGUUGGUGUACAUGGCAUCUCUAGUCAACAAGUCUGUGGAUAGAGUGUUGCAGAGUAGAUCAGCCAUACUAGCAGAGUUACCUAUGUUACAGAGUUUACGAGUGCGAGAUCUUCUUCAGCAGAGGGUGGGACUGUACAGAGAGUUGGUGUACAUGGCAUUACUAGUCAACAAGUCUGUGGAUAGAGUGUUGCAGAGCAAGUUUGCCGUACUAGCAGAGUUAUCUAUGUUACAGAGUUUACGAGUGCGAGAUCUUCUUCAGCAGAGGGUGGGACUGUACAGAGAGUUGGUGUACAUGGCAUCUCUAGUCAACAAGUCUGUGGAUAGGGUGUUGCAGAGUAGAUCAGCCAUACUAGCAGAGUUAUCUAUGUUACAGAGUUUACGAGUGCGAGAUCUUCUUCAGCAGAGGGUGGGACUGUACAGAGAGUUGGUGUACAUGGCAUCUCUAGUCAACAAGUCUGUGGAUAGAGUGUUGCAGAGUAGAUCAGCCAUACUAGCAGAGUUACCUAUGUUACAGAGUUUACGAAGUUUACGAGUGCGAGAUCUUCUUCAGCAGAGGGUGGGACUGUACAGAGAGUUGGUGUACAUGGCAUCUCUAGUCAACAAGUCUGUGGAUAGAGUGUUGCAGAGUAGAUCAGCCAUACUAGCAGAGUUACCUAUGUUACAGAGUUUACGAGUGCGAGAUCUUCUUCAGCAGAGGGUGGGACUGUACAGAGAGUUGGUGUACAUGGCAUCUCUAGUCAACAAGUCUGUGGAUAGAGUGUUGCCGAAUCUUCUUCAGCAGAGGGUGGGACUGUACAGAGAGUUGGUGUACAUGGCAUCACUAGUCAACAAGUCUGUGGAUAGAGUGUUGCAGAGCAAGUUUGCCGUACUAGCAGAGUUAUCUAUGUUACAGAGUUUACGAGUGCGAGAUCUUCUUCAGCAGAGGGUGGGACUGUACAGAGAGUUGGUGUACAUGGCAUCUCUAGUCAACAAGUCUGUGGAUAGAGUGUUGCAGAGUAGAUCAGCCAGUUGUGAUUCCUGUGUUAUUGAAGCUCCUCUGUUGGGUGUGGAGCUCAGUUUGAAUCAGUAUCAGCCAAAGAUAUCGGAGGAAGUUCUUACGUGGGAUUUCAUCUCAAAAUCUCUCUAUUCUGACAAAAACCUAAAUCCUCGCAGACGACCAGAAAAAGCUCUCUACGUUGGAAUUGAGGAUGCUGUCAGAGAGGUAAUGGAUUUAAUAAAUGUCAAUGCAGAUCAGAAAGGCAGAGAGAUUGACUUUAAAGAACUUCUCUAUGGAUAUUUCCGAAUGAAUCCUAUUCACGGGUCUGAUUAUAUUUUCGACUUGUUGCUCACUUACAAGAAGUUCCGAGGCCAUAAGAUGACGGUUCCAGUGCGCAAACAUGUCUACUUGCACCAGGCUUUUACAGCUAUCGAGAUUCGAGAAACAUUUGAAAUGGAAGACAUUUUGAAUAUCGUCCCGUACACCGAGGUCGAGAUGGACGUUAUCACCGAGGAGCUGACGGCCACUGGACUUCGGCAGCCUUUGGAAGCAGGAUUCUUGCGGCUAGGACAGACAGCACAGGGCACUGCACUCCAGCCUCCCACCUCAGUCGACAAGAAGGGGGUCUACGAUAUUACUGACAAGUUGAUCAACUUCAUCCUUCCUCUCUCUGGGCGGCACACCACAUUUCUCCGAUUCAUCGAGAACUUCGAGAGCAUCUGCUUGAAAUCGAAGGAGAAAGUAACGCUCACCGUAGUGCUCUUCCCGAACGAUAGGGAAAACAGUUUCAAUGAGACGAUCUCAAUUAUAAAUAGGUUACAGGAGAAGUAUGUUUACACGAGGAUAACUGUGUUGCCAGUGAAUGAAACGUUUGCGCGAGCCCUAGCACUGGAAUACGGUGCUGCUCAUGUGACGGAACCGGAUGAUUUGUUGUUUUUUAUUGACGUCGAUAUGAUAUUUAAUGCUGAAGCCUUAUUGAGGAUCCGGUUGAACACUGUGAGGGGCAAACGUGUAUAUUUUCCAAUUGUGUUCAGUCAGUAUGAUCCUCGUAUAGUGUACAAUACUCUGGAAUCACCGGCACAUUUCCGGAUCUCUCAAGAUACUGGGUAUUGGCGCCAAUUCGGGUUUGGAAUCACCAGCCUGUAUAAGACUGAUUUACGUCGUGUCGGUGGUUUCGACACAUCAAUCAAAGGGUGGGGGAAGGAGGACGUUGACCUGUUCGACAAGUUUGUAGCUAUAGCUGAGAACGUGACGAUAUUCCGAGCUGCCGAUCCGGGGCUGGUCCAUGUGUUCCAUAUGGUGGAGUGUGACCCCAACCUCACCGAGACGCAGCUAGAGAUGUGCAAGAACACGAGAGCCUCCACCUACGGCAGCCAGGCGCACCUUGCGCAGAUCUUCUGUAGGGACCGGGAAAAAUACUUGGCUUUCUUGAAGAGCAAGAAGAAAUCCGGAAAAAGAUGAUGUUUGCUUUCCUUAUGCAAUUGGAAAAUAUGGAAAUUUUUCUAAAAGAAUUGUGGCUGUAUUUCUCUAAUUUUAACUGAGUAUAAAACGGAAAUUCUUGAAAACUUAAUAAAAGGUUAAAAAAGUAAGAGAAAAAAAAACAAACUUUUGAUUUAUGUCAUGUUGUAACUUGAAAUUGAAAAAUAAAAUUGUUACAAUAAUGCUGAAAACUAUAGCCUAAUACUUUACACUGUGCAUUCACAUUCAAAAGUAUUUUAGGCAAGGGACCUUAAAAAUACUCUCCACAUAAAUUAACAAUUACUGAAGUGUUAUAGAUCAAAAGAUGAAUUUAAAAAUGAAUGACAAAUACGAUUUUAUUACAAGGACAAUACAAGUAUUUUUGAAAAUAUUUUAUAAGCGAAUAUAGGAACUUAAUAUUACAAUAAUGGUCUUGUAUAGUUAAUGAAAUUUUUGAAUAAUAUCAUAGUUCCUAAUACGAAUAGUGUGUACGUUGUAAGAGUUUAUUGUCCAGUUAACUUUGUUUUGUAUGUAAUUUUAUCUCUGGUAAUGCCUAUAGUAUCUAUGGGCAACUCUUUUCUGCACUAAACUAGAGUUUUUUCUGAUGAGAAAUUUCAUAUCCUAAAAAUACUCAAUUAUGGCAAGAAAUAGAUUUACCUUUUUUUAAGAUCUGGCUGUUUUGUACAUAUACCAUAUAGUAAAUGAAAUUCUUCUAGUAAAUUAGGUAAUUAAAAGCCAGUUUCAAAUAGUUUAUCCAAUACAAUAAAGUGCCAUGAUAAAUGUUGUGUUUUAAGUCAAUAUUUGUGUGUUUUGUUAUGUAAGUUUAAGGACAUAAAAAUUUAAAUUUAGAACCAUUCAAAUGGUGAAAUAAUUUGGAGGAAGGAAAACAAUGACAAUACCAUUUUAAGCAACCUACAGAAAACAACUAAUUUGGUAAUUCAAAGUGAAAUAAUUAUUGUAAUUUUUUUUGUCUUCCGUCGUAAAAUAUUUUAGAUUUACUCAGAUAUUUAUUUCAUAUCAGCCACAAUAUAAAAACUUGUUUGUGGAAUUCUAUAACACCUACUGCUGUCUCGUCCGAAUUCUUUAAUUAUUGAUGUAUUCUCUAUUUCUCUUGUGCUGCCAAUUAUUUUUAUGACUUCAAUGUGAUCAUUGUAUUUAUUUAAUAAAAAUACAUUUUUAAUACUA